GAAAACAAGCACCAGUGACCACUACAAGAAGGUCCACAAUGAUAUUAAUUAUCCUUAAUCGGUGCCACUCUGUAAUCACACUUAUUAAGGUUGUUUCAGUUGAUUUCUUUAUUGUGUUGAGCCAUGUUAGGUGAAUCUGUAUCUGUAAUUAAGCUUUUUUUUUUUUUUUCAUUAUUAGAUCACUUAGAAUAUUUUUUCCCCAUCAGGGUCAGGGUCUGUGUCGUUCUUCUGGGAUGAAAAUGCUUCAGAAUCACCAAUGAAUUGUGAAUGGGGAAGAAGGUUAAUGGUUCAGAACUUCAGAUUUUAUGUUGCCUUUCGAACCCGGAUUUUCUUUUUUACUUUAGAUACAUUUCUAGACAUCAAUGGAGAUUGGAGAACCUAAUUUGUCACGAUAAGUUUAAAAAAUCCCCUGCAAGUGUUUGGUCGAUGGUCUCAGUCAGAUUGUAAACCAGACAAGUUUAUGAUGUGUUUGAUUUGUCGUUCUUGGACUAAUUCAGCUUAAAUGAUAAUUGUCAAAUACAGUUUUUCUUUGUUCUCUUCAACCGACCCCUCUUCAAAGCUUACCCGAACACUCUCCCUUCGUCAUUGUCUGGUUGUUCAAUCUUCAGCAUUUAUUAUUAAACCUUCUUAAUUUCAAUGAUCUUGUUGCCCGUUGCCCAGAAAUAGUAGGCGUUUUUACCUGCUGAUCCAUACAAUCUCGAAGAUUUUAAAGUAAUGGCUGACCGAUGGAACGAGUGUUGUUCAUGCUUCAGUUGAAAUUUGCUUAAAAGAACGAUAUCCAUCGCUAAUUCCAAGGUAAGGAAAUCUUCGCAGAAAGCUAGUUUGGAAGAAAUAGUUAUUUCCUGAUCUGGGUUUGGAGUGAAAGUGUCAUUUGGUGAUUCUAAUUAAUGCGGAAGAAUAUUUGGUCUAUAAGGGGAAUACUCUGUUCCUAUUUAAUUUCUUGGUCUGUAUAGGGGAAAUGGGAAUACUCUGUUCCUUUUCUUUCCAAAGUUCCAUUUCGUUUGGGUGUGUUUUAAUGGUGCCAUUAACUUGGUAGUGUGGUUCCAAACUCUUGCGUCAGCUAAUCGAUAUUGGGAAGUUGGUAAUGAAGCUCCUAUCUAUGGAAAUGUUCAAGGUAUUCAUGAGAGGACACCGAAUAUAGCUCAAGCCAUUAAACAGAUCAAGAAAGGGAAGUGAUUGAGGUUAAUGAAUGUCUUUAUGGCACCAACGUAUUGUAGAUCUUGCCACAUAACUUGUUUUGACCUUUGCAUUUUUUAAGCUGAUGUUCCCAUGGGAGCAAAUUAGAAGUUGUCUGGUGUUUGACUGGAAAACAGAACAAAGUAGUCUUCAAUUUGGAUACAUUGCCUAUAGCUCUAUUGCUUGAAUGCUUUCGUAAGAAAUUGCAAUCUUGGUUCUGGUUAUAGCAGAGCGGAUUUCCAUUCAUUUUGAUGGCUUCAAUUAGAAGAACUUUGUCUCCAAUGCCACGAGCUGGAGCCAUGCACAAUGGGGAGUUGUACUCAGUCUGUUCUUCUCCCUUGUCCAAGUCCUCCUCCUGUAAUCAGGACUACCCACCAUUGGGAGGAUCUUUAUCCUCCCUGUCUGGUUCAAUGGAUUCAUAUUCAGUUUUGUAUAGACUUCAAGCUGCCCUUCUUGGUAUUAUAACUCGGAGAUUUCGGACCUUAGAGAGGUCAAAAUCAAAGGGGCAACUCUGGAGGAGAGCUUUGUUUCAUUUCUUUAUUUGCUUUUUGGUUGGAAUUUUCAUUGGUUUGACCCCAUUAAUCUCCACAAACAUCUCCAUAAAUCUUGGGUCCAAGCACCAAGCCUUCUCCUUUGAAGUCCUCUCUCCAGAUGGAAAUGCACACCAAUAUGAUGGCACCUCAAAGAAGGGUUCUCUGGCUGAGGCUCAAAGAUCCCAGGACAAUGCCAGUUUAGAAACUUGGUCAGUGAAACAGGAACAGCUGCUUGGAAUUUCUAAUGAUAACCCUGUAACCCAGUUGCCUUUUCAAGAUUCAGAUCUUAUGGACAGGAAGCUUUUGAUAAUUGUGACACCGACUUAUACUCGGCUAUUUCAAGCAUAUUAUUUGAAUCGUCUAGCUCAGACCUUAAGACUGGUCUCUUCUCCUCUACUCUGGAUAGUUGUGGAGAUGUUCUCCCAAUCUGCUGAGACAGCUGACAUUUUGAGGAGAACAGGUGUUAUGUACAGACAUCUUGCAUGCUACAAGAACCUAACCAGUGUAAGAGAUAGACGUGUUCACCAAAGAAAUGUGGCAUUGUCUCACAUUGAAACACAUCGCCUCUAUGGAAUUGUCUACUUUGCGGAUGAUGAUAACAUGUAUUCCGUCAAUCUUUUUGAGCAAAUGAGGGAGAUCAGGUGUCCCAGUCUGGUAUGGAGUGGACUUCUCCAUCUCCUCCACCCAUUCCAUCUCUCAUACCCUUCCCUGAUGUGCCCAAUAUCAGUGACUCAGCUCCUCUACAGGUUUAUCAGCGCAAGAAGAAGGUUGGACAGCCAAGUGGAGAAACCAAUGCUCCAGAUGAUUCACUUCCUCCACCGCCUCCUUUCUCUGGUGAAGCUCCUCCUUCUCCGCUUGAUGACUUACCAAUUGCUCAAAGGAAAGGUACACGUUCUUGCACUAAAAAAUCUAUGGUUGUGUAUCCUAUUGAUAACUUUGUUUCCUUGUCUCAUCUUCCCUCUCCCAUCCAUGGUCUUGCCUUGUCACUUUCUACUAACCUCAUUCCCUACGCCCAUAAUGAUGCCCUAACUAUUCCUGGAUGGAAAGCUGCCAUGGAUGUAGAAAUGGAUGCUCUUUUGAGUCAUGGUACAUGGAGCAGAGUAGAUUUAUCUCCUGGUAAGGAUUUGGUGAAGUGUCGCUGGGUGUACACUGUUAAGUAUCA
This is a messenger RNA of Macadamia integrifolia, 2871 nucleotides long. Its product is annotated as probable beta-1,4-xylosyltransferase IRX9H. The record is from RefSeq and is a predicted model, not a curated record. Gene Ontology annotation, molecular function: xylosyltransferase activity; galactosylgalactosylxylosylprotein 3-beta-glucuronosyltransferase activity. Lineage: Eukaryota; Viridiplantae; Streptophyta; Magnoliopsida; Proteales; Proteaceae. The coding region runs from base 1428 to 2738 and encodes 436 amino acids. Gene Ontology annotation, biological process: plant-type secondary cell wall biogenesis; glucuronoxylan biosynthetic process. The transcript is spliced from 3 exons. Gene Ontology annotation, cellular component: Golgi membrane.